CCUGGCUCCGGAGGAGGCCUCGGCAACUAAGCCUCUAGCCAUCCAUCGCCUAUCACAUUUACGCCGUGCUCUGUCCGGUAACACCCGUGCUUUUCAGCGAUUUGCUAACGAUGGCAACGCACAAUGGACGGGACGGCAAAGAAGGGCCCAAUGGCAGCUCUCAAGGGCCACAGGAACGAAUUCUGCCCACGGCAAACACGAACGGGCACACAACCCAGCAGCAGCAGGAGCAUUCGUGUGAAAUUUGCGGCAUGUCUGGCUUGUCCGAUGAAGCGAUGCGCGAACACACGCGCCAGUACCAUGUGGAGGGUAGUGCCCAAUGCCCGUUCUGUGGACUGACUGGUGUACCAGCGGCCGAGUUACUUCUCCAUGUCAAUCAGGCGCAUCUUGACUAUCUGACGCCUGAGAACGAGCUGAUGUCAUUUAUCGACGAUCAGACGCCCAGCUUUUGCAGUGUCGACGGUGAUUCCGAUUCAAUCUCUGACUGCCGCGGUCUUUCUCCGUCGAUCACAUCGGAACUACUAACACCGAUUUCUGGACCAGCGGGAAAAGUUUCUGGAUGUGGUGGCGGUAGUACCGUUAUCACCAACAGCAAUAGCAGUAUCGUCAACGGUAGCGGAACAACUGAUGGCGCGAACUGCACCAACCACAUCCAUCAACCGGUGGCGGAGUCACUACUCCACAACGGCAACCCGUCGGCAUUGGCUGGUGGAAGUAAGAUGCAAAUGUCUUCUGCGAGCAAUACUUCGACAGCACCCGGUAGCAGCAUGAGCAGCAGCAGAUCCAGCUUAAUUGGUAGCAGCACUAAUCUGAAUGGUAGUCACAAUCUAACGAACGGUAAGGUGGCCGUAGGUAGUGGAAACCAGCUGCAACACUUGCCAGAAGUACUGGCAUCCGGAAGUGCUAACGACCAGACAAAUGGAGCCCUCAGCAAGGAUAGUGGGGCGCUGCUGAAUGGUGGGGGCGCUGGAUGCACAACACCGGCAGGUGCCGGUGCAGGCGGGCAAGGAUCACCCUUAAGAUCACAGCUAGGUUUGAAGCUGAAAACUCACAAACCAAACCCCGGAGGUGCCGGUGGUCCAGCAACUAUAAUGACGGUCGCAACAACAACUAGCACCACAACCAUCACCACCAAACCGGCCAGUCCAUUGCAGUGUUUGCUGUGCCCGUACACAUCCGAUAACCCAACGGUGCUGGAGGAACACAUCAAUCGGUCACACUUCGAUCCGCUCAGUCCCGGUGUUAAUGGUGUGGGAGCGAAUGGAUCGGGCGGAAGUGGUGGUCCCGGUAGCCAACAUGUCGACACGCUCAGCGUACUGCAGUGUCCGAUCUGUAACCGGACGUUCGAGUCCGGUUCGGACUUGGAACUCCACGUUAACAUCGAACAUCGGGAUAUUCUAAGUCCGGCGAAGGCGGAUGGCCGGGCGAACGGCGGUGGAGCACAAGCCAGUGGUGCCGCAACCGUGAACGGUAGCUAUGGUGGUAGCACUGGCAGCCUCUGUCCCGUCUGUGGCAUUUCAUUCGAUAAUAUGAAAACACAGGAGAUGGAGUACCACAUCGAACGACACUUUUCGAAAAGUCCCCAGCACCCGUAUCUUACUGGAGGCGAACCGAUGGCGAGCUCGGCAGGAACAGCGGGAGCAGCGGCGGCGGCCGCAACUGCGAUUGUUGUGGAUCUCGAGAAACAAGCACAGAAACUACGCGAACAGCGCGAAUUCGAAAUGCUGCGAGCACAGUACGGCAUGGACGAUCAGGGUAACUUCCGGGAGCAGUCGGCGGCCGCCAUGCAGCGGGCCGUUUACGCCGGUGAAAUGAGUGUGGCCGAUUACUACGAACGGCAAGUUGGAUUGCGGGCGGCAGAAUCACACGGCGUUGACGAUGGUUCAUCCUGCACGAAGUCCGUUUCGCCGCGGGUCCUUUCGCUGUCCUCCUCGUCCCCGAACGUGAUCAAAACGUACGUCUGCUCGAGCGUCGAUCAUUAUGCCUCCAGUUACGGUGAUAAGGGCUGGGGCUGUGGCUAUCGAAACCUGCAGAUGAUGCUCUCCUCACUGUUGCAGAACACCUCCUACAACGAAGCACUCUACUCGGCGUGGGGAUCGCAUGGGCCAGCCCGUACCGCCAUGCCCAGUAUUUCACGCCUACAGCGCAUGGUUGAAGCAGCGUGGGCCCAAGGUUUCGACAUUCAGGGCUCGGAGCAACUUGGCUGCAAGCUCUACAACACCCGCAAAUGGAUCGGUGCAACCGAGAUCGUCACCGUACUGUCGUGGUUGCGUAUUCGCUGCGAGCUGGUCGACUUCCAUCGCCCCACUUCGGUCGAUGGUCGUCAUCCGGAGCUGUUCAACUGGGUGUUGCGAUACUUUGAGGAACCACGCAUCCAUACACCACCUCUGUACCUGCAACAUCAAGGACACUCUCGCACCAUCAUCGGCAUCGAGCAGCGCACUUCCGGCCUUUCAUUGCUCGUGCUCGACCCAAGCCACGGACCGCGCCAGGUGGCAGCACUCGGAUCGUCACAAGACACAUUGCGCUUGAUACGCAAGAACUCGGCCGCGAUGCGUGCUCCCCAGUAUCAGGUGGUUGCCGUCAAAGGCCUCAUUGAUACUGAGGAACAGUAUCAGGCCAGCAAGGUGUUGAAGUCCUUACACAUACCACCGGACCGUUGACGUGUCCGUGAUCGGUUCCUGAUCGAUUCAAGCUAUGCUAUAAACGUUUGUAAGCCACAAUCGCGCGGGCUGCACUGGCAACAAUGGAUCACAACAGGAAGACGGUUAGUUUAAUUUUACAAGUAUGCCUAUUCCCUUCUAGUAUUUGUAAAAACUACGCGAAAAAGGAUAUGAAAGAAAAAAGUGCGCGAGAACAGAUAAAGAUGGAAGAAUGGCUGGUUUUGAUUAAGUUAAAAAUCACUCUCAACCAAAGUCAAGUGAAAUGCAUAGCAACAUCGAUAAGGCUUUUGCGAAAUUCCUUAACGUUAAGAAUGUUGAAGUGAUUUGAAAAUAGUUACUAAAGAAUUUCCUUUGUUUUGAGAUUGUGUGUAUAGUAUUUUCAUUUUCUAGCGAAUGCUGCGUGUGAAUCGAACGGUGUUUUAACGAAAAAUAAAUAAACAAAAUCGUCAUCAAGAUGGAUGUAGAUUCCUUUCCUCGGAAGUAACGGAAACCGUUGGUUCCGCUUAAUCAUUUUCAAUAAGCUUGCAAAGUGCAAAACAUACACCACAUUCGGAAGAGCUGUAUUAAUUUGAUCGCCGCGUUUGCUCAUGCAUGCUCAUUUUAACGGUGGAAAGGAUGUUUAAAAAAGAAAAAAGUGUAGUGACAAUUUUCGUCUUCUCUCGUUGAAGCAUUGGCCAGUUUUUAUGUGUUCAAAGUAGUACUCUGCUCAAGAGUUAAGCGUUAACGUACUCACCUUUCGAUACGAAAUCUUACAAUUAAAUAAUACGAUCACACGCUAGUACGUUACUUUAUCAUUCAGAAGCGUCGGGUACUUCGAAUGAAAUUAUAAAUAAUUCACCAACUUUUGGGUUCUGAUCGCAACGAGGAAUGAAAAAUCGGAACGAAUUCACGUAAAAAAUACAUUUCGGUAGUUAGGAAGCGCACCGAGAAAAAGAGAAAGCAAAACACAUGCAAGCCGACGAGUUGCACAAGAGACAAUCCAUUUCCUCCAAAGAGAAGAGCACAAUUCUACAGAAACUAAAUGGCAAACAAGCAGCAUUAAAAAAGCACAAAUCCAAACGAAUUAUAAACCAAAAGUUAGUACUUACUUAUCCGGCAAUUACAACGGCCGAGCGAUCCUGGCCUGCAGAAAGGAAAGAUAGAAUUUAUCUUAAAACCAAACCCAUACGCUACCCCUGAAAAACAAAGACAAGUGAUCCUGAAAACAUUCAAUUAAAGGAUUGUGAUAUAGCAAAAAACAAUGACUAAAAAGGGCACUCCCGCGAGCAAAGCAAAUGUGCAACAUUUUACUUUCGUUUUCGCUUCCGUCGAAGAUCGUGCGACGAUCGCUAAGCGGUCAGUGGUCGGAAACGAUCGAAGUUGAACAAUGCGAUUCUUAAAGGUACAAAAUAAACUAAUUGUAGUAGAAAAAUAGGCUGACGAUGUUCAGCUUACAGUUGCAUCCAUUUUGUGUACAGCUUAUCGCUGAACAUUUGAAGAAACUAAUUGGAAGACAUUGAAGACGGCAGCCCUGUCAACCUCGAUACUACCUGAUGAACUGACGAGUGAAACACGUUUAAAAAUUGUAUUUGCAAGCUUGCAUCGUGCGUGAAAAUGGAAUGCUUGCUUGUGACCGAAACAUAAUCCGUAACAUGCUAGUGGCACGUGAAUACCAACACAACCAGAGUUUGACUCUUGUUUUAGAAAGUACUAAGUUUACCGAUCGCAUAGUGACAUUUAUUGUACAAAUCAUUGCUUUUCUGCGCUGGAAAAUCAUGGUUAAUUUUAUUUUAUAAACACGGUUUGGUAUGGGUGACGAGUAGAAGGACUGGUAUAAAUUUUCACCCUCAAUUGAUGCAUGCCCCCUCUACUGCUCUCUGAAAUUCCACUCUAAAAGCAAUAACUUAUUAAGACAUUUCUCAGUGUCUUCACAGCUGAUAUACGCAGCUAUUACAGCUUUAAGCACAAUUUGAUAAUACGUUAUUGGAUGUUCCAAGUGGGGAAGUAUCAUUGCUAUUGAAUUAGUGCGUUGUUAACUUAACAUUUCGUUUUAAUUGUUGUCCAUUGCUAUUUUAGAUUUUGAUCUGUACGAUCGAUUACCGGUUUCGUGAUUAAGUUUUCACUAUCAAUCGAUAUUAUGCUCCUUGUUUAAUUCUUACUGUUCGCCACGAUUCGUUUCAUCGGUUCAUCGGUUUAUCAACCGUUCAUGGCCAUUUCCAAAACUACUCAUAAGGUUACCAUAUUCUUAUAGCUCUAAAAUACAGCAUUGUACUUAGUACAUAACUUACCUGAUCAUGAUCAUGUCAACGGAAACGAAUUUGCACGGUGCAUUGUAAUAUUCCAAUUAAUCCGUCGGUUGUAACUUUUAAAAUUAACUGCGCUACUAUCAUUUAUUCUGUCAAACGGACGGCUUGUAACGUGCGGAGAGAAAAAAUAAGUUAACAACUGAGCAAAUCGCUUUUUCUAAAAAGAGGACCAAUAUUUGGUUUCGACUCAUUGUCACUGCAGAUAAGCAUAAUUUGCCGGUGCCCCUAACCAAGGGCUGCCCCAGCCUGCCGCUCAUAAUUAUAGCUUUUCACCGUCCAUGAACGAACACCGCGUUGCGAAAAACAACACAAAACUCCGCGUCUCGUUUUACGAUUUGUUUAAAAAGUGCACGAGGAAUUGAUCAGUCGUAAGGAAUGACGAGCUGCUGGGAGGUAGUAACGGAAAGCUGCUCAUAGUUGUGUGUAUAGUUGGAGAACGCGAAGUUAUUUUUUGAAAAUUAUUUCCCUGUUUUUACGAGAAAACAGCUAAUUGCUUUUAUCGUUCCUAAGACGAAAGACGAGUGGCGUGCUCUCCGGCAGAUAGUGAGGCUAUCCAAACCAACACCAACCAAGCUAACCCUAGAAGACCCCCCUCCUAUCUCGGACCGACCUGAGGAGCACAAUCGAAAUGAGUUGUAAAUUAAAAGCUAAAAUAGUAAACGACGUAACAAAUCACUGAAAGUACCUCCUGUACCGUCUAUCUGAAUGCAUACUCACAAUACUUAUGUGAACAAGGUGUAGCAGUGCGCAUUCGCAUCCCAAAGUUCAGUGGAGUAUCAUAUAAUUAGGACACACGGUAACAGAUUUUGUUUUGCUACCUAAACUACCCAAAAAAUAAGCACAUGAACUCAGUUUUUGAAUGCUCCAUUUCCUAACGCCCACUUGUUAGCGGCUAAUGAUCAAUAUAUAUUCCAUCCAUCCGUCGUUGGUGCAACUAAAUUAAAAUGACCAUUACUAUUAAAAAGCUUUAAAUGCCUUCCACUCAGACCAACGCAUUCAUUUCUCGCAGUUUGAAAGCUCCAUCAGUAUCUAACUAUAAAACAUAGGACACAAUAAAUCUCCUGAGUACGAAACAAAGAUAUUUCCAGCAUACAUACAUUUGCAUUCGGAUGGGAUGAUAAUAAUUAAAAAAAAACAAAUCAAAUCAUCCAAAAAUGGACGGACAGUUUAUCAUUAAAAUAAAACCACAUGGCUACGUUAUAAUGGCACAGCACAGGACAUGGGAUAAAUUGGCUAUGCUAAUUGCACAAAACAUGGACAGUGAGAUUUAUCAAAGGUGGCUAGAAAAUUCUGUUUUCGAACGUGGAUAAAUGUAGACUAAUUUCGAACAUGGAAAAUGUAUUGUAAAGCAAACAAUUUGUCUCUAAGGAAUUUCCCACAAAACAGGAGAACCGAAAACGUAGCGUUGUCUUUAGUUUAACUGCGAUUUUUUUCUGCUCCACAAUAAACAAUGCCACAUAAAGCCCCUUUUUUGAUACAGACAUGCUAGCAUGGCCUACGUCGUUUGACGAGCAAACCACAGCUCAACUACGUUUGAUUUCAAUUUAUAUGUAACCAAAACCGGGGAGGGCAUCUUCCUUACACUCGGCUUUCCCAUCGCACGUCACAUCGAAUUUCUCCGCUUUGUUUCUCUGACGGUGUAAAUAUGGAAAUUUGUCUGUGCCUAUCACCUAUGCUGGCCGAGGGUGUCGGUACAACAAACGGUGAACGCAAAUGCCUAGUCGCAUUAAUAGUCAUGAACCUUAAACUGAAUCAAAUAUUUUUGUGCAUAAAACUCUGUACGAACGGAAGGAAAUGUGAGAGAGAACUACGCAAUAAUAACUAGCAUUUUUAAAACGAAAGAAAAAAAACGGAUAUUGGUGACUGGUCAAUAUCUGGACAACAACAAAAAAGUGAAAAACACAUCACACAAGAUACGAAACACCAUAAAUGCGAAUUGUCCACAGAAGGCGAAGGAACUAAGUUUAACGGUAAACAGCGCUGAGAUACAUAGCAAGAGUGGGAUGUCACACUUAAAAGACAAAAAAUAAAAAUAAAAUAAUAUUAAAUCACUUAAAACCUGUUUCAGACGUCAAAGAAUAAACGUGUUUCUAUGGGAAGGUGUUGUGCUGAACGUGCACACGGUUUAUUGUAUCGAACAGCACAACGCAAAAAGCAAAGAAUCACUUUAUCAUAAUUAUUUCAUUACCAGGACCGAGCAUAAGCGGACAUAUAUGAUUUACAAAAAGAUUUGCUUCUGAAAGGAUUAUAUUCGUAAAUAUUGAGUAAAAGAAAACACAAAUAGAUGGCGAAUAUCUAAUUGACUCAAAGGAAUCCCGAAACACAAAGUUCGAUGUGAAAAUACAGGAUAAUAAAACAAACACUCGGAAAUUGAACAACCAAAACUAGGCGCAAAAGGCGACUUAUCCGAAAGCACGGCACGGCGUUACAGGUGAAAGUGUUUCUCUAGCGCCUGCCAGCACUCGUAAUAGCGGGCGUCUAGUUUCUGGCACGUCUG
This is a messenger RNA of Anopheles bellator, 7445 nucleotides long. Its product is annotated as zinc finger-containing ubiquitin peptidase 1-like. The transcript is spliced from 6 exons. Bases 111 to 2663 code for a protein of 850 amino acids. Lineage: Eukaryota; Metazoa; Arthropoda; Insecta; Diptera; Culicidae. The record is from RefSeq and is a predicted model, not a curated record.